AUGACUAAACUAAUUAUUAUCUUUGUUAUACUGCUAACAUUUGGUAGUUUCAUUGUUAACUCGGAAUCUAUUCUCAAUCUAACACCUGAUGAGAAAGAAUUAUUAGAAAAAGUAAUCAAUCUAAAACGUGUACUAAGUACUCAAGGUCAAAAUAUUGUAAUAGACGGAGUUUCUGGACAACCAAGAGAGAAAAUAAUCCCAAUCAGUGUUAUUAACAAUCCUGGAUUAUUGGAUUUGAUUAUCGGACCAAAAGGUAUCUUGGGUGGAAUUCUUGGUAGUGGUGGUUUACUCGAUGGUUUGCUCGGACAAGGUGGUUUGAUUCAGACCAUCUUAACAGCAGUGAUCGAUUUAGUCAGCAAAGAACUUCAGGCCCUCUUACGACCACUUGCUUUGACACCUAGACAAGGAGCAUCCAAUGCCCCGAUAUUGCCAUUCCCUGUUAACCCUGCAUCGGGUGGUAUCUUUAUAGGUAACCCUUUCCAAACCGCUGGAAAUGCCGUAAUCCCACCAACCAUUCCAAAUCAAAAUCAGUCGCCAGCCGACAACACUCCCAAAAGAAGUGAACACACCACCAAAGUUUACCAUUGGAGCAUCGGUCCCACCAAAAUUUAA
Molecule: messenger RNA, 612 nt
Organism: Heterostelium album PN500
Lineage: Eukaryota; Evosea; Eumycetozoa; Acytosteliales; Acytosteliaceae
Exons: 2
Coding region: 1-612 (203 amino acids)
Source: RefSeq, a predicted model, not a curated record